Messenger RNA from Terrapene triunguis (Three-toed box turtle), 3679 nucleotides. RefSeq names its product centrosome-associated protein CEP250-like. Gene Ontology annotation, biological process: spermatogenesis. NCBI's taxonomy places the organism in Eukaryota, Metazoa, Chordata, Testudines, Emydidae. The coding region runs from base 23 to 3679 and encodes 1218 amino acids. The record is from RefSeq and is a predicted model, not a curated record. The transcript is spliced from 23 exons.
GAGGCUUCUCCAGUCCUACGUAAUGGACCUGAGUGACCAGAAUAGUGUCUUAGUUCAGACGAUGGAAGAGCUGGAGAGAGAGUCUGAGUGGAAGGUGGCUACACUAGAGGCAGAGCUUCAGCGCCCAUCCCUGGCUCAGCGCCCGGUGCCAACAGAACACCUUUCAGGAUCCACAGCAGCGCAGAUAACUGUCACUCCACCACAGCAAAUGAUGGAGCAAGAAGAACUGAGAGUUCAACUGGCAUCUAAAGAGCAGCUUAUUCAUCAGUUAAACGUCCAUCUGAGGGAGGCAAAUCACAGCCAGGAAAAGUCAAAAGCAGAGGUUCUGGAGAAGGAAGCUAAGAUUCAGGAGCUGCAGGAGAUAAUCACAGACCUUCACCAUGAAAUUUCCCUGAAGGACUCGGAGGCAGUCAAUCAACUGGAGGAGAAGCACCUGCUGGAGACCACAGUGCAAUCCCUCAGGCAGAUCGUUAGCAGUGCUCCGGGAUCCCGUCCUUGUGAAAGGCUCCCCUCAUCUUCCCGAACCAACGAGCUCCUGAAAACAGAGCUGGAAUGCCGAGAUGCAAAAAUCCAGACUCUUCAAAGCCAGCUCCUGCUCAUGCAGGACAAAAGGGAUGUGCUGGCCACCGAGCUGGAUGCUCAAGAGCAGAGGAUCUAUCAACUGCAGACCAAGCAGACGGAGAGGCAGGCAGAACUGGAGCAGAAAUGCAGCCGGAUCCAGCAGCUCGAGCAAGACCUGGAGGCCAGCGGCAGGCUACAGGAGGAAUCCCAGAGGCAGGCACAAAAGACAAAGAAUCAGCUUACUGAAGCAGAGGUGGAGGUGGUCACCAUGAGGAGCAAAUAUAGCAUGGCACAGAAAGAGAUGAGCAGGCAGCACCAGACCAUGCGGGCACUGGACGAGAAGCAAGCCCAGCUGCAGGCCCAUUGUCACCACCUGGAGGAGGAGACUGGCUUUCUGCAGGCCAGGCUGGAGGCCCAAGGCCUGGUGCUGGAGAAUGAGCAGAUGCUGGUAACCAGCCAAUUACACCACAAAGAGGAGCAGGUGGAGACGUUAACGAGAGACCUGCUGAAGGCAAAGGCUGAGGUGCAAGCAGCUGAGCAGAAGGCCCGGCGCUGGGAGGACACCAUCGGGCAGCUGAAGGAUAGCCUGUCAGCAUCCCAGGUCUCGCAGGAGGCAGCCGAAUCCAGAGCCCAGCACAAAGAAGAGCAGCUGCAGGGUUUGCAGAGGAAAGGGCAGUCACUGCACCAGGAGCUGAAGAGGGCGCAGAGAGAGGCGGCCCAGCUGGAGGCGCUGCUGAGCACAUCGCAGCUGGAGUCAUGCUCCCUGAAGAAGGAGCUGCAGAGGAAAGACGAGGAGCUCCAGCGCCUGCAAGAGCAGCUCCGAGAUUCUCAGGAAGCACUGCAGGGUGCUAGGCAAGGGAAAGAGGACGUCCAGAAGGAGUCAGAGACCCAGCUGCUGCAGCGUGACCAGCUGGUGGAGCAGCAGAAAGCGGAUCUGGUGGCAGCCCGAGAGGAGCUCUCCAGGUGCGCAGGGCAGCUCGCAGAGCUGCGCUCAGACCAGCAGCAGCAGGCAGGGGAGCUGGCCGUCCUGAGGGAGAGGCAGAAGACCGCGCAGCAGGAGGUGUGCAGCCGUGAGCAGACCAUCGGGAAGCUCAGAGGAGACCUGAAAAGUGCCGAGGAGGAGCUGGCGCGAGCGAAGGAUGAGGGGAAGGAGCGAGCCGCAGAGGGGAGCGGCCUGAAGGGAAAGCUCCACCAGCUGCAAGAUGACGUAAGAAGCCUGCAAGAGAUCUGCAGGGAGCGGGAAAAGGCCAUGGCGGAGCAGAACUGCUGCAUCCAGCAGCUCCGGCACGAGCGGGAAAUCUGCAUCGGCCAGCAAUGCCAGACGCUGAAGGGGGAGGUACGGCUCCUGGGAGGGUCGCCCCCUCUCAGCAGGCAGCCCAGAGCUGAGCCCUCCUUCACUCCCAGCAUGUCCCAUCAGCCCCCUCUGGGGCUGGGCCACCGCCCGGGCGUGGAGCAGGGCGGGCGAGAGUCUCGAGUCAGGCGCCGUCAGGGCCCCCUUGUCGUGGGAAGGGGCUGGUUCUGGUUCUGGCCUGAGCCCUGCCUGGCCCUCGCCGCACUGCCAACACGCGCAGCGGGGCAAAGGCCGGCAGGCGGCUCCCCUGUGCUGUCGCACUCCCAGGUGUUCUACUACGAAGAGGUGGUGCAGGAGCAGGAGCGGGAGCUCUGCCUGCAGCAGGAGCAGCUCCGAGAGGCGCAGGAGCACCUGGCCAUGGCCAAGCGCAAGAGCAGCUCCACCGAGAGCAGCCUGGAUCUGUACAAGAAGAAAUACCAGGCCGCCUUGAACAGAGCUGGCGAGCUGGAGGGCAAGGUGCAGAGCCUGGAGGAGGAGCUCCGGGACAUGAGCAGCCAGAUGCGGGAGUGUGACGACACCAUCAUCAGCCUGUGCAGCAAGCAGCUGGUUCUGCAGCAGGAGAUGACGGGCAGGAGGAACCAGACGGCCAUGGAGCAGCUGACUCAAGAGCUUCAUGCCACGCGGGAGGAGCUGUCCAGGAGCCUUCAGCACCUCCACCAGCGUGAGCAGAGCAUCCAGGGCCUCCGCGAGGAGCUGGCUGCCACUCAGGCCAAGUGCUUGGCAGACGAAGAGACUCUGGUGAAUGUGCAGACGGAGUUUGCCUCCUACACAGCCACUCACAGUCACGCCAACGCCAGCUACGAGAGCCAAGCCGCCAUGGCAGAGAAACUCCAGCAGCAGCUGAGCCACGCCGACGAGGAACGCGCCAAGCACAGCCAGCGGGCCGAGGAGUACCAGUGCCUGGUGCAGGACUUGAAGCUGGAGCUGGUGCGAGUGGCUGAGCAGAAGAACAGCGCCAUGAAAGCUCUCGGGAAGCUGGAGCUGGAGGUGCAGAGCCUGAGGCAGGACACAGCUGCUGAGGUGGAGCAGAAGGAGCUGGAGGUGGCCAAGCUGCAGCAGCUGAUCCAGCCACUGGAGUGCAAGCUCCAGGAGAGCCGCCGGCUGUGUGUGCAGAAGGAGCAGAUCAUGCAGAGGAGGGAUGAACAGCUCCGCCAGGCGCAGGCCGCCAUGCGGCAGGCUCGCAAUGCCCUGCAGCAGAGGGGGCUGGAGGUGGAGAAGCAGCGCGCAGAGGCCAGGAGCCUGGACGCGCGCCUGCAGGAGGCCCAGCGGGAGAGGGAGCAGAGCCAGGCGGCCAGCGACAGCCUGCAGGAGGAGAUCCAGCUGCUGAGACAGCGCCUGCAGGACAGCCAGCAGCAGCAGCAGGCGGCUGCUCAGGAGCUGGUGCAGCAGGAGGAGCAGCUGAGCGAGCGCCUGGCCGAGGGCGUCCGGCUGGAGCAGGCGAGCCGCAGGCUGGAGGCGGAGCAGCGGGCGCUGCAGGAGCAGUUGUCCAGCAGCACGGAUGAGGUGGAGCAGAGCAGGUUGGGAGCGGCCGGGGACCUGCCAGUGGCCCCUGGUGGAGGUGGGAAGAGCCCAGCAAGGGGCACAGGAGGUUGGCACCUGCCCGUGCCAGGCUCCAUGACCCAGAGCAGCACCAGGCAGCACUCAGAGCUGUGGCUGUGGGGCAGGGAGACCCGAGGCAGAGCCACUCAGGAUGGGAAGGGGCCAGGGGGCAGAGCCAGGGUUGAUUUUGGGGAGCCUGCCGCGUGGGGCGUCCGGCUGGGCUCCUAG